Messenger RNA from Myxocyprinus asiaticus (Chinese sucker), 1820 nucleotides. RefSeq names its product synaptophysin-like protein 2. Gene Ontology annotation, cellular component: synaptic vesicle membrane; synaptic vesicle. Bases 104 to 802 code for a protein of 232 amino acids. The record is from RefSeq and is a predicted model, not a curated record. The transcript has 6 exons. NCBI's taxonomy places the organism in Eukaryota, Metazoa, Chordata, Actinopteri, Cypriniformes, Catostomidae.
ACGUCAUGAAUCACAUGGUCAAAACCAUGUCUAAAGCAGAAAAAAGCACAAGGAAAAUAACUUUGACUAGUUUUUGAUAUUUCUCUGACGACAAGACAAGAUCAUGAUGAACGCGUUCCAGCUAGAUCUCGGCCUUUUAAAAGAACCACUGGCAUUUAUACGUGUACUGGAAUGGAUAUUUGCCAUAUUUGCUUUUGCAACAACCGCAGGUUAUUCUGGCUCUACAAGUUUCAACAUCCAAUGCCAAGGCAGAAGCAGCGAGGAAAUAUCUGUAUCCUUUGGCUACCCUUUUAGGCUUAAUACCCAGAGUUACAAAGUCCCAACCUGCAAGGGCAAUGACACAUCGGUCAUCACCAGACAACUGAUUGGGGAUUAUUCAUCUUCAGCCGAGUUUUAUGUCACUACUGGAGUUCUGGCGUUCCUCUACUGCACUGCUACUCUUGUGUUGUACCUUGGUUAUCAACACCUUUAUCGAGAGUCUCCUCGUGGCCCCAUUGCUGAUCUGCUGUUAACUGGGAUCUUUACAUUUUUUUGGCUGGUGUCUUCAUCUGCUUGGGGAAGAGGCCUCACUGAUGUGAAAUGGGCAACCAGUCCAAAUACGCUUGUGUCCAUAACUGAAGUUUGUAAACUAUCAUCAGCCAAGUGUGCUGCUGGGCACCUCCCCCUAAUGGGCCGCCUCAAUUCUUCAGUGAUCUUUGGAUUCCUCAACCUUAUCCUGUGGGGAGGAAACUGCUGGUUCAUCUACAAGGAGACACCGUUCCACAGGUCGGCCAUUCAGCCAGAGGGUGUCGGACAGCCUUAAUUAAACCACAGUUCCCAUACACAUUCAUCAAGCAGGUGUUGCUACAGUAUUAAGGUGGUGCUACAUAACACCCCAGCCAACUGAUUUUAGGUGUCUACCUGAUGUGUGACCUGUGUCACAAAUCCGCCAAAGGUUCUUUUCUAAAAUAUCUCCAUACCAUUCAAAUAAGGUCAAAUAUAAAUGAGCAUAUUACACACUACAGCAAAGCUGUAUAUUUAGUGAAAAAGCAUUGUUACAUUUUGAAGGUACAAGGGCACCUUAGCACAAACGUGUGUACGAAAUUGUUCCUUGUGAAAUGUUUUCACAGCUGUUAUCAAAAUGUAACAUUUCAUCUCUUUACUGUCGCUGUUAAGUUUCUGAUCUCAUCUGAGCCUAUCCCAGAAACAAAACGUGAAAAUAUUUAAUUGGCUCCCAUUUACUAAAUGAUAUUUUGAGUUGGAUAUAUACUGGUUUUGUAAUUGUUGUAAUGUUCUCUGUUUAUGGAAAUUGAAGUUGCAAUGUAUAUGCUCAUGCUGUUGUGUUUUCACAUUUGCAUGUCUAGUCCAUCUUGGCCUUAUAAAUUAUCAUCUCAGUUUAUAUUUUCAAUAUGCCUCUGAGUGAUUAAAUGUCAUUUUUUUCAACUGUGUGCCUUAUAACGUUACACUGCAAAAACGUUUACAUGUUAAACCAGGCAAGUAUGACUGUUGGUUUAAAAAAAUAAUAAUUUGCUGAUUUUUGUGUACAGGUUUUGCUAUAUUUGUGAGGACCAAGUACUGAGAAUCAACCUGUUCUGUGAGGACAUUUCUGGUUGUGACGACCUUUUGGGUGGUCCUCACAAGGGAAAUGGCAUAUUAAAUUGUUUUUUUUUUGAAAUUGUAAAAAUGCAAAAAGGUUUCUGUGAGGGUUAGGAGAUAGACUCUAUAGUUUGUACAGUAUAAAAAUCAUUAUGUCUGUGGAGGGUCCUCACAAGUAUAGCAAAACCAACGUGUGUGUGUGUUUAACAAAGACUAGAGCCUUUUUAAUAAAAUGGUUAAGAAUU